UCGAGCGCAAAAUGCUUAAGAUAUCCAAAGGUUGAUUUGUCUAUUUGACUGCACUGAUGGCGAAAUCGGUAAUGAUAUAACCCCCGGAGAAAUGAGCUAAUUGCCAUUAAAACAGGGCACUUUAUGGCCAAGUGCUUCUAAAAAUUUGCUUAAGGCGAAAACGCCCUCAAAAGCUAUAGAACAAUAUUUUAAUAUUCACAAGAAAACGAAUGCUUGAGCAAAAAACAAGUUUGCAAUCGCUGAGUGAUAGUGCGUAAUCUGAUUUUAUGAUCUAAUUUAUAGCUUAGGUGUACAACACAGCCGCGCAAAUAUGAUACUUAUGCGAUUUCAUGAUAGGAAAACUAAUUAAACAAAGUACAGAUGGCCACUUGAGAUAGUCAGAGGUGAUUCAAUGUUUGUUUAUUUGAUUAUUUAAAUGUGUUUAUGCCUUCUGGUGUUCUGAGAACAAAUCACUUAGCAUGGUUAUCACCAUCUAGGGUCUAGACUGUCGGCCAUAAAGAGAUGACAAUCGGAACCAACUACCUGUAGGCACUUCUCAACCUAUCAGAUACCGGCCAGACCCAACGUAGCCCAAGUGGCAUACUUUUGGAACGGCAGUACAACACCAUAUCAGCUGACACAACUGGUGCCAUAAACCACAUAGCUAUCCGCUCAGAGAGUCGUUCCGAAGUCGUGGAGAAUCGAGAGAACGUGCUUAUCGCCCGGGUAUUAUGCCAAAUGUCUGAAAUUAUUUCCCAACAGAGCGCAGAAACAAGAGCAAAACAAAGCCCCAUUGCUAAUAUUCAUUGAGAGGAACAAUAAAACUUUAUUAGCCCAAAAUCGCACCGGGCGGUGGAGCGUUUCGGAAAACAAAAAUAAUAAAUUAAUGCAAACAAAACAAACAAACGCCUAAAGACCUGUUCCACUCGUGUAGGGUUGUUUUCGAAGGCUGUGUUCUGGUUUCGUAUUAAAAUGCCCCACCAAGCCAGUUAUGAGCUCAGUCAGUCGGUCUUCUUCUGCCAAGAUGCUAAACUACCUAAACUAUAUUUCGAUCGCACUGGUCGGUCUUGCGAUUUGUGUUUCAACCAAACCGGAGGAAGUUGCAGUUGACAGUUUGGAUUGCCUGGAAAAUACCUGCACAAAAUUGGAUUACCCUGAUUCCUCAGAAGUUGCCUUCCUUACAGAAGAGGCGACCAGAGAAUUGAGGGCCUACGAAACUCUCAUACUGCACAGUUCCAAGCUGGCCAACCUGCCCAGAAAAAUCUUUCUGAAUCUCCCUCAACUUGUGGAACUCGAUGUAUUGGAGUGCGAGCUUCAGCAAAUUGAAAGAAAUUGCUUUGAGGGCUCCCGAAAUCUAAGAAGAUUGAACUUGGGAGGAAAUCUCCUUAGAGUUUUGGAUAGUAAAACCUUCGAACUGGCCACACAGUUGGAGGAGCUCGGCUUGUCCGACAAUCAACUGGAGGAUCUUCCCAGUGAUGUUUUCCUGCCCCUCAAUAAACUUCAGAAAAUCAACUUAUCCAACAACAAGCUAAAGACCAUUUCUCAGUACUCCUUCUCAAAAUUGGGGUCCUUAAAGUCCAUUAAUCUGGAUAGCAAUCAGCUAAGAGAAGUGCCUGGAGAUCUUUUCAAGGAUCAACAGAAACAUUUGACGCAAUUCUCAGCCAGGAGUAAUCAACUAGAGCGGAUUCCUUCAAACAUAUUUUCCGAAGUAGAACUUCUUCUACUAUCGUUUAAUCCUAAGCUCAAAAGCCUCCAUCUAACAGCCAAUAUUGAUGAGCUGCAGGCCACCAAUUGUGGUCUCGAGUCGGUCAAGUUGGACGGACGAGUGGUAGGUGUCCAACUGGAGGAUAACCUGAGCCUAAAAGAGUUGAAAAUAUUCCACCCCGAUAAUCUGGAACAACUCUAUGUGGCCAAUACCAACCUCACCAGACUCGACUUCCUGUCCAAGGCCAGUAAAUUAGUUGACCUGGAUGUGACCGGCAUUGAAAACCUGUCAGACUUACCUAAAAUCUCAUCAGCCAAGGGGUUGGAACGAUUGAGCUUCACUUACGACAACCUGACCUCGGAUCACAUGGACAUGUUACCUCGCUUGAAGGAUCUCAACUACUUGGAGAUAACCCACGACAAAGCUAGGGAGAUCUUUAUAAAAGAUUUGGAUGAAGAUUUCUUUGUCGAAGAAGCGGAACUUAAUUGUGAACAGCUGGCGGAUCUGUUGGAGUUUGUCGAGCUUCCAAAAGACACUACCAUCUUGGAGGAUCGCUUAGUUGGAGAUCCCCGAGCGCCAUUGAGAUGUGGAGCCGCAUAGAAUUUAG
Drosophila biarmipes is the source of this 2291-nucleotide messenger RNA. Its product is annotated as carboxypeptidase N subunit 2. The record is from RefSeq and is a predicted model, not a curated record. Gene Ontology annotation, molecular function: protein binding. Bases 971 to 2284 code for a protein of 437 amino acids. NCBI's taxonomy places the organism in Eukaryota, Metazoa, Arthropoda, Insecta, Diptera, Drosophilidae. The transcript has a single exon.